Amyelois transitella is the source of this 2526-nucleotide messenger RNA. RefSeq lists its product as uncharacterized. Lineage: Eukaryota; Metazoa; Arthropoda; Insecta; Lepidoptera; Pyralidae. The record is from RefSeq and is a predicted model, not a curated record. Bases 412 to 2331 code for a protein of 639 amino acids. The transcript has 3 exons.
UCAGUUAGGUAUAAUUGCACUUACCUACUUACUUGUUUAAAGAUAUUUGAAACCAAAACGUAAAUUGAUACUUUAAGUAUUUCUUUACAUAGUAACCUGGUUGGUACUUAUUUUAAAAUCCUCGGCGACUAAAAAAAGCUGCUAGAAGUUUGUUUUGUUCGUCCCAACCCCUAACGCUAUGCUAUAGCCCAACGAAAUAAAGAAACUAAUAGAUAAUCGCUACGUCAGUGUCAGAUACUGAUAGUGACAUUGAUACUUUCACGUUGGUUUAUUUUGAUUUGAUGCUCAUCUUACAUAAAAUCUAACCUAAACAAGCAUUUUCAAAAGUUGAUUUGAUUAAAAUAAUCUGACAUAAGUACAAAAAUAAGUGAUUAUAAAUCUAACAUAUUAUACUUUUUAAUUGGUACAGAGAUGUCUUGUGUAAUGAGAAUUUUGUCUAAAGUUCCAUUCAGGAAUGUUAAGCAUGUACUAUGGUUUUCGUCUGAAAUUCAUACAAAAAGUUUUCGUGACUUCCACAGUAAUCCUAAAUUGUGUUACAAAAUGCAUUUAGAAAACGAAAACAAAUACGCAUAUACUAUAAUGGAAAAAAAUGGAUACUCUAUGCGUUUGAGUAAAGAUAAUAAUGUUUUGCCUAUAACCACAAAUGAAUUCGAAAAAAUUAUACAAGAAAAUUGGGCUAAAAAGAAACCAAAUGAGUUGAUUAACUACUUUUCGCAGUUGGGCACAUUUUGCUCGACAAAUAAUUUGUGUAUGUCAAAUAAAAUGUUUGAUAAUCUUAUAGAUAGUCUUACAGACAAUGUCAGAUAUUUAUCAGACCAAGAACUAGAAUUAUUAUUUUAUAGUGUAACUGAUUGGCCUGAAACUGAAUCAAUAAGAACAAGAAAUUAUAUAGAAAUCUGGGCUGCAUUAGAUGAUGAAUGUAUAAACAGACUACAAGGGUGGUCCUUUGAUGAUAUGCUCAAGUUUACAAGUCUUUUUUUUAUGUUAAAUGUCACAAGAGUAAGUGAAUUUUCUCAAAAAUCUGUGCAGAAAUUAGCCUCUAAAGCAAAACAGCUAACACAUAGUCAAAUUGUACAGGCUCUAUUUUAUAUUGGAAUUAUGAGAAAGUCACCACACGAUAUGCAUAACUUAGAACUCGAAUUGGACAAAAGAUUCAAAGAGUUUUCUUUAGAUGAAUUGGCUGUAAUGUCUAUGGGAUUUUUCAAAAGUAAAACUCCAAUCAGAGAUAAUGAAGUAGUUUUUAAAAUAAUACAUAAGAUAAUGGAAAACUCUAAAGAGAUCAAUGAAGUGUCACUAGCUGCUCUUUUAAAAAUUAUUAGAUAUUCAUUGCAUACAUGUAGGAAUAAUGAGAUUUAUGAUUUGUUAGAUACUUUACAACAUGAAGUCCCUCGAUUAUCAAUUAUGUGCAAUGUUCACUUAGCAUUAUUAGGGACUGCCACUCUCACUUUACAUAAAGAAUGUUUACUUAAAGUUGGCAAAACUGUCAGCUCUCGUAUUUCUGAAGCAAGAUUAAAAGACCUUGAAAGAUUAGUGUUAACUUUUGGAAUUUUUAAUGUCACACUGAAAACCAAAGAAUGUUUUUUUGAAAAAGUUAUUAAUGAAUUAAAAAAUCCUGACAGGCAAAGUGAAAUUGAAAAACAUGCUAGAACAUAUGCUUGCUGUAUAUCAUUUUUUAGUCUUGUAGGAAAAUAUCCUGUUGACUUGAUGAGUAAUGUUUUAAGUUCAGAAUUUUUGAAAACAAAUUAUGGAAAGCAUUGUCCUAGUUAUGGCAAAGAAAUUUUAACUAUACAUACAACUGCUGAAAUAUUUUGCCCUCAAGCUAAAAUGAAUCGUCUAACUGAUAAAUGUGCAAUAAUAUUGGCCAAAAAGUAUACAGACUUUGUACCGAGUGAAGAUUAUGUCAAAAAAUAUAAUGUCAGUGAGAGAAUGUUCUUGGACGUUAAGCAAUUACUAAAAGAGGCAAGAGGUGGGGACAAAUUUGUUUUAGGUGAUCAUGUACUGCCACAUCAUCAGAGAGGAGAUAUUAUCAUCUGUAAUGAUCAUGACGGGUUACCAGUUGAGAUACCAGAAAAUUAUAGACGUAACCUAUUUGGGUUGGCACGAAGAGUUCCUGAUCAUAAUCAUUGGAUUGUACUAGUCAUAGGAGGCAAAAAUGCAUUUAUAUCGGGUAGUGAUACACCAACAGGUCCAUUCCUUACGAAAAUUAAAGAAUUAAGGGCAUUGGGAUAUCAUGCAGCACUGGUUAAUUGGACGACAUUUAAUAAUUUGAAAACAAAUGAAGCGAAAUUUAUUUAUAUUAGUAAUCUCAUUACGAAUAAAGCUUUUAGUUAAAUAAUGUGUUUAAUUAUUCUUAAACUACCACUAUUAAUGUGAAAGUAUAUAAUAAGGUGCGAAACCACUGUACCAAACACAAAAUAAUUAGAUAUACCGAUCUCUUGGAAAUUUUGUUUUACACAAAUUUUCAUCAAAAUAAACCAGAAGCUUUUGCGCAUUUAUACCAACCAAGGAUAUGAAAAAUAGUUUUAG